Molecule: messenger RNA, 1400 nt
Organism: Macadamia integrifolia
Lineage: Eukaryota; Viridiplantae; Streptophyta; Magnoliopsida; Proteales; Proteaceae
Product: protein OSB1, mitochondrial
Exons: 4
Coding region: 168-1061 (297 amino acids)
Biological process (GO): mitochondrial DNA replication; positive regulation of helicase activity
Cellular component (GO): mitochondrial nucleoid
Molecular function (GO): single-stranded DNA binding
Source: RefSeq, a predicted model, not a curated record
ACCCUUCCGCCUGCCCCAAAAAGAGCAACGCAGAGCAAACAAAAGAAACGCCGCGAAAUGUAUGAGCUUCAAAUUGAGUAGGAGGGGCAUCGUCGUCCCAGCUCAGUAGAAGCUAUGAGCUCCUUCUCCAGUAGAAGAAACUCCGAUUAUUUGCAUAAAGAAAAGCCAUGAAAGCGUUUCGUUUCUCCUAUCUAUUAAGAAAAACCUUUCCUCUAUCCACGCAGAAGCUCCUCCCGUUCUCUUCAUCCUCCACGGCAGUGAAGUCGCCCAACUUCUUUUGCGAUGAACCCGACGACGGAAGCCCAGUUUACCGCCAUAAGCUCAUGUUCCAGCGCCCGACGACCAUGAAUUGGGAUGGACAACUCUAUAACUCCGUCCACUUUAUUGGCUCAGUCUUAUUUCCUUUGAAGAGGGGUGCUUCUACUGAGACCAUUUCUGCUUACACCCUUCUCAAAGUUAGAUCUUUCCCCGACUCUGAUCGUACAUUCAGGAUUUUAUUGAAGAUGUGGGGCAAGAUGGCAGAAUUAUCUCUCCAACAUUUGAGACCAAAUGAUUUCAUUUAUGUUUCUGGUCGUUUAAAUUCUUACACAAAAGUUGAUUUAAGUGGAAAGCUCCGGACCUUUUAUGAGGUAAUUGUUGAGGAACUAAACUAUGUUGCACAAAGUGGGCAAUACGAAACUUGCAAGAAAUUGGAGCAAUCAGAAAUAAAAGAAAAACAACUUCCUCUUUUAAGUGCAUCGGAUUGGGAAAAGAAAAGAAAAGACCGUCUUUAUUUGUGGCAAGUUUUCUUUUCUAAUCCAGAUGAAUGGUGGGACAAUAGACAUGGCAAGGUUAAUCCUAAAGCUCCACAUUUUAAGCAUAAGGAUACUGGUGAGGCCUUGUGGCUUAGUUCAUCUGAUCCUUCUUGGGUUACUAGGCAACUUCAACUGCAUGACUCUAGAAUGGGUGGAAGAAGGUAUCAGGACUCAGUCAGUUCACGGUCCCGUGUGUCUUUCUGGGAAUAUACGGAUGAGGAACAGUUUUCUGUGCCUCAGAAGAAGAAAACAACACAAGGGUCAUAGGAUUGAUGUGGCAAUGGAGAAAAUUUAUUUUACUUGUCACAAGAGAUGGACUCUUGGAAUUGUUCAGAGUUAAUAGUUGUGUUUGGCAUUUGAUCCUGGUGGUGUAAAAGGUUUUUUUUUAUUAUUAUUAUUAUUUUUUGGUCGAAUGGUGGUGUAAAGGUUUCAGUUUGAACAUUUCAGAUCACCAACGGAAAACAAGAAUGAAAGAGAAAUUGAUGUUCCAUUGAGGACCAAGUGUACCACUAGGUUAUAAUGAUUGAUCGACAGAAAAGUUUGUGGUAGAAAACCAUGAUGGUGUACCACCAAAUAGUAUGAAGAUUAUUCAACAUUUAUCAUUUA